AUGAUCCGGCACCGACAUGAUUCAGAAAAUUUCUCAAGAAUUGGCCUAAAGACUGGUGUUACCCCGAAUGAUGUUCAGGUGAUCGAGUUGCACGACUGUUUUGCUCCGAACGAGUUGAUCACCUAUGAAAUGCAAGGGCUUUUGCCCAAUCGGUGUAAAGCUGGUGAGUUGAUCGAUCGAGGGAGACAAAAAAAACGGAGGAAAAUGGGUGAUCAACCCCAGUGGCGGUCUCAUAUCCAAGGGACAUCCACAUCAGGGCAACCGGAGUCGCUGGGGUCGUCGAAUUGUCCAAUCAACUACGGGGACGCGGAGGAAAACGACAGAGUGCCAAACACAAAAUACGCGAUGCAACAUAACAUCGGUAUUGAAAAAAUUAGGCGAGAAAAACUCAAAAACGUUUCCCGGGUAUCGGGAGGAGCCGGUGUGGUUGCAUUGCGAAUAAUGGCCGAUGCAAAGGGAAUCUCAUAUGAGUUUCUGAACUUGAUCUCAAAUGGACCCUCGCUGAAAAGUGAUGUGAUUUUCGACGAGAUCGAAGGAGAAAAUAAAUACAGUUCGUUUAAAGAACCUUACAAUUUCUUAAUCAGAUGUAAAUAUUUUCGGGAGAAGGAUUUGGUUGAUAAAGUUGCGGCUUCAUUCGAUCUUGUGAUCACCGGCAAUGGGACAACAAAAGAAGCGGUUUUAUUGACACAAAAGCCACACCUCACCACCGUACGUCGGAAA
Messenger RNA from Mesorhabditis belari, 720 nucleotides. Lineage: Eukaryota; Metazoa; Nematoda; Chromadorea; Rhabditida; Rhabditidae. The record is from the annotation of a GenBank genome assembly.